This is a messenger RNA of Anopheles stephensi (Asian malaria mosquito), 1237 nucleotides long. RefSeq names its product ficolin-1-like. The transcript is spliced from 2 exons. The record is from RefSeq and is a predicted model, not a curated record. The coding region runs from base 57 to 1145 and encodes 362 amino acids. NCBI's taxonomy places the organism in Eukaryota, Metazoa, Arthropoda, Insecta, Diptera, Culicidae.
UGACUUUAGGCUGUUGUUCUGAACCUCCCCCAGUGUAACGUAACCGUAAUCCGAAAAUGAAACCUUUGCUUGUGCUUUUACUUCUGUUCUGUAGUAGCAGUACCGAACCGGUCGUACCGAAUCCACCACCGUCUCAGCAAGCAGGAUUUGCAUUUGAGAUGCUGUUGGCGAAACUGGACCUUAUGGAGCAUCACUCUCUAGAUAAACAACUUCAAACUGAGGAAAAACUUACAGUUCUAAGCUCGCGAGUCGAUCAGCUUGUUAGGUCCGUGGAAAACUUGUCCUGGAUUGUGCAAAACACGGCGGACACGGUGCAUCAGCUCGGAUUGAACGGGAAGCACAUGCAACAAAAUAUUACCUUCAUUCAGCGCGAUCUUACCGAGCUGCUUGCAGGCCAGAAGCUUACAGCUACAACACACCAGAUGGGAGAAUAUUUCCUUACCAACAGCCGCAACACAUCGAGCCCUUCGUGGAGCGGUGAUGAACGCCACUACACCAACUACAGAUCGUGCAACAAGAUUCCGUUCAAACGAUCGGGCGUGUAUCGAAUCCGUCCCGAAAGUCCCUUCAAGCAACCGAUAAUGGUGCUGUGCGAUCAGGAGUUUGAAUCCGGCGGCUGGACCGUCAUUCAGCACCGGUUCGAUGGUUCGAUCAAUUUCUACCGCGGAUGGAAGGAUUACACCGAAGGGUUCGGCAAUUUGGAUGGUGAGUUUUGGCUAGGGUUGGAACGCAUCCAUCAGCUCAGCGCGAUGGAACCACACGAGCUGGUGAUUCUGCUGGAGGACUUCGAUGGCAAUAAGACGGUUGCCCGGUACGAUCUGUUUCAAAUCGGUACCGAGGUUCAGAAGUACCGGCUUAUGACGCUGGGCGGAUACAGCGGUACGGCCGGUGAUUCGUUGAGUGAUUUGAAGGGCAAUUCGUUUAGCACGCAGGACAUGGAUAAUGAUACGUGGGAUAAGAACUGUGCCGUCAGUUACCAUGGUGCUUGGUGGUAUGCUGCCUGCCAUCAGAGCAACUUGAAUGGAAAAUAUCUGCGCGGACAAACGAAUGAGUUUGCAACGGGGAUGGUGUGGAAAGCGUUCCGUGGGUAUCACUAUGCGUUGAAAUCUUCCAAAAUGAUGAUCAGACCCAAAGCGAAAAAUUAGGAAGUAAUUUGAAACACUAGCAUAGCCGCCUUACAAUAGAUUUAACAGUAAUUGUUCUCUUACUGAAAUAUAGUUUAUCAUUGGUAUUAAAA